AUGGACAUCGAGGACCAUAAUGAAGAUAUAGGUGGAUUUGGGGAGGAGAGGGUAAAACCACGACCACUACCUGAUGAUUUGCCCAAGUCACUUGACGAUCGAAAAAAUGUAUCGGCAGAGUAUGCACCGGAGACUGAGAUGUAUGAUGCAUGGCAAGGACAAUCGCAAUUCUUAACAAAUCCUGUUCUUGCUAAACCACUUGAAUUCAAGAAUCUCUCACUCGGAACUGACGAAUUCGAAGAUGAUAUUACAAAACAAAAGAUAGGGGAGAGUGACAAUAGACUCAUGGAAAUGUUGGCCGCUCAAGCAGCACAUCGGGAUGGCUCAGCUAGUGAGGAUGAAGAUGCUGUCGCUACUGAUGAGAAGCUUUCGCUCGAAGAGAAGAAGGAUAUAUUGCAAAAGGCUUUGAAUAUGGCAGCUAGUAAUGGAGAUGUUGAUCGCAUAGAGAGGAUUCUUCAAGGUAAAGCAAAAGACCUUGUUGAUUUGAAUGCGCCGGAUGAAGAAGGUACAGCGCCAUUAAUAUACGCAAGUUGUUUUGGUCAUGAAGCCGUUGUAACAGCACUAUUAGAUGCUGGCGCCGAUGUCGACAAACAAGAUCGAAAUCAAUGGAGUGCUUUGAUGUGGGCAAUGACAAAUCGACAUAAGGGUAUAGCGAAGGCACUUUUAGAUAGGGGCGCAUCUAGAGAUGUUAAAUCGUCAACGGGUAGAACAGCAUUCGACUUUAUCGCCCCAGAUAGCGAAAUUGCCGAUUACCUUCAGGAUGGCGGUUAUCACAUUGGCAAUGCUGGAGUAACGGACGACUUUUAUAAUCCUGGAUUCUCCCAAGAUCGAUUCGAGGAGGAAAUGGCAGAAAAUGAGAUGAGGCGGCGAAUGAUGAUGGAGAGUGCUAGAGAUUUAGAGGUUGACUUGGGUAAUAUGGGUAUUGAUGAUCAACCUGAGUCACCAGAGGAGUUAGAAGAAGAAGGCCAAGAUUUCGAUUGGAGUCGAUGUUUACAUGAUCAAAUGUUCGUGUUCCAAGAAAGUGAACUUGGUCGAAUCCUGGAUAUUAUCAUCACCAACAUGUCUCCUCAACGAUCGCCGUCUCAGAAACCUGUGCCGGCGAACAUGAUUUUUCUCAGCGCUAGGUAUGCUCAUUAUCAUGCAAGUCAUGAUCUUCUUGCCAAACUCCUCAUUAGCGCAAUGGAUAAGAUCAAUGAUGUGGUUGAAACACACCAAUGGGACAUGACGAUAUUGGCUUUCUGGAUUUCGAAUGCUACAUUAUUAUUACAUUAUCUGAAGAAAGAUGCUGGGUUGUCUGAGUCAACAUCCGAAUUUCAACUUCAGCUUGCGGAAUUAAUCAAUGAGAUAUUUAUCUUGAUUAUUCGAGAUGCUGAAAGGAGAAUGGACAAAGUCCUUGAUUCUGCCAUGUUAGAACAUGAAACUAUACCAGGAUUUGAAGACGUCACAUUUCAGAAUGAAUGGAAGCUCUUCAAGAGAAAAACGACUGUCAAAGAAGUACCGAUUGAAAAAAGAUUCCGACCACCUUCUCCCAAGGCAAGGGCUUAA
Botrytis sinoallii is the source of this 1545-nucleotide messenger RNA. RefSeq lists its product as uncharacterized. NCBI's taxonomy places the organism in Eukaryota, Fungi, Ascomycota, Leotiomycetes, Helotiales, Sclerotiniaceae. Bases 1 to 1545 code for a protein of 514 amino acids. Gene Ontology annotation, molecular function: GTPase binding. The record is from RefSeq and is a predicted model, not a curated record. The transcript is spliced from 3 exons.